Harmonia axyridis is the source of this 851-nucleotide messenger RNA. RefSeq names its product ADP-ribosylation factor 2 (gene Arf102F). The transcript has 3 exons. Lineage: Eukaryota; Metazoa; Arthropoda; Insecta; Coleoptera; Coccinellidae. The record is from RefSeq and is a predicted model, not a curated record. Gene Ontology annotation, biological process: intracellular protein transport; vesicle-mediated transport. Gene Ontology annotation, cellular component: plasma membrane; cytoplasm. Bases 180 to 722 code for a protein of 180 amino acids. Gene Ontology annotation, molecular function: GTP binding; GTPase activity.
UUGCGUGGCAUUCAGUUCUGUGAUCGAGAAUUUCCAUUAGACUUAUUCGGUCCUGAAUUACAAUACAAGAAAAGUUAUUGAUAAUUUGGAGAAUUUAAUGAUCUGCUUUUACUGCUGACCGGCAGGUCCUGUCAAACCACAUCGUUUUAAAUAUUUGCGUAAAAUAAAAAAUUAUCAAUAUGGGGUUGACAAUUUCCAGCGUCCUGACCCGCCUUUUUGGCAAAAAGCAGAUGCGUAUUUUGAUGGUUGGUUUAGAUGCUGCAGGAAAAACUACAAUCCUUUACAAAUUAAAGUUGGGUGAAGUUGUUACUACUAUACCUACUAUUGGAUUUAAUGUUGAAACAGUAGAAUACAAAAAUAUUAGUUUCACAGUAUGGGACGUAGGUGGUCAAAAUAAAAUAAGAAAAUUAUGGAGACACUAUUACCAAAAUACCGAUGGCUUGAUAUUCGUUAUCGACUCUAAUGAUAAAGAGCGAAUAACAGAAGCUUCAACAGAACUAAACAAUAUUUUAGAAGAUGAUUACCUCAAAGAAGCAGCUUUAUUGAUAUUUGCCAAUAAACAAGACUUGCCAAAUGCAAUGUCUGCUGCUGAAUUAACAGAUAAAUUGGGUUUGAAUCAACUCAGUAAUCGAUCAUGGUAUAUUCAAGCUACAUGUGCAACGCAAGGAAAUGGUCUUUAUGAAGGUCUUGAUUGGUUAUCGAAUGAACUGGCAAAUAAAUAAUACUGUUAAUUAGAUAUGUAAAAUUUGUUUUAACGUUACUAUGAGUUACUCAUAAUAUUUUCUUUAGUUUAACAGUAACUCUGUGAUUUAUAUGGAAGUGACUGAAUAAAAUUUUUUGAGAUACAUUUA